AUGCUAGGACGAGAGGAGGACGAAAUUCCUAAUUUGGAUGUCGUUCGUGAUCGUCUUUUGGUACCGUCAUCGGUGACAUCAAAAGGCUUUGAAUAUCCUGCCGAAGGCGAGUCGGGCGAAUAUCUCGUGAUACCAGCGAGCAGCAUCAACGAGAGUGGAAACGAGUGCGACAAAGCGGGUGUGGGAUUCGCGGCGUUCGCGAAGCAACCGGACCGGUGCGAACGUGUCAGGGGAACCUGUUUGAAAAAUCAGCCCCUGGCCUACCGUAGGCGCGACGCGGAAGCUCGCGCGGCCGGGCGACCUGGUUGCUACUUCUUGAGCAAUUUCGCAUCCGUGCCGAGCGAGCCCAUCAAGUACAGCGCGAACGGAAGCGGAAGUCACGAGUUCCUCGCUCUGGAGUACCAUUCGCUGCACGUGUCUGCGAUCGACAUCGAAAUCGAGGCGAGUUACAAUGCGCUCAUGGAAGGACCCCUAGGUCGCAUCAGCAAAGUAUACGUGGACAGCAGAGCUCUUAAUCACACUAUAGUGACAGUAGUGAUAACCAAUACAGGACUGACUUCGAUGUUUUAUCAAUCAAGAAUCGCGAAAUGUUCCAACAAUCCUCCAGAAUCUUGGGUGAACGCUACGUUUCCUAGGAAAUUAAUUCAACCUCGAUGCGAACAAUCAAUAAGCUUGGAUCUCUACGGCGAGCUGCCCAUAAACGAAUUUCAUUGUUCUGUGCAAUUGUUGAAUCGUCUCGGAGGACUAGUGGCUACCAGAAGGAUAAAAGUACGGAAAAUGGAUCAUUGUUCCUGCGUGUUGCACUGUUUAUGUGUGUGCGUAGGCGACGCGCGUGGCAUUACCUGCAAACCGAUGUCACCAGAGCUUUAUCACGCCGCUGGAUUUCGCGGUCCUGUUCCUGCCUCCCACAAAAUUUUCGUAGUAACUGUAGACAUCCUAUUUUUCAUUGUCUUGUCGGUACUGCUUCUGGUUUUCGUGGGUUUUCUAAAAUGGUCGAUCGGCUUGUAUAUACCGAUGGUAGGUCGUUGGGGUUUGGAUUCUCUGUUGGAAACUAGCGGAAUGUCUGAGUACUUCGAACGAGAAUUAAAAUAUAAAUGCGUGGUGAUGGAUGAGCAUGGUGCACCGGUGCAUCCAGAUACGUGCAAGAGAACGGUUAGAAUAUGCAGCAGGUACAAUAGGAUAACUAUAGUUAUAAUAGCACAAUAA
Messenger RNA from Acromyrmex echinatior (Panamanian leafcutter ant), 1206 nucleotides. RefSeq lists its product as uncharacterized. NCBI's taxonomy places the organism in Eukaryota, Metazoa, Arthropoda, Insecta, Hymenoptera, Formicidae. The record is from RefSeq and is a predicted model, not a curated record.